Microtus oregoni (creeping vole) is the source of this 752-nucleotide messenger RNA. RefSeq names its product CDC28 protein kinase regulatory subunit 1B (gene Cks1b). Lineage: Eukaryota; Metazoa; Chordata; Mammalia; Rodentia; Cricetidae. Gene Ontology annotation, cellular component: cyclin-dependent protein kinase holoenzyme complex; SCF ubiquitin ligase complex. Bases 80 to 319 code for a protein of 79 amino acids. Gene Ontology annotation, biological process: regulation of mitotic cell cycle. The record is from RefSeq and is a predicted model, not a curated record. Gene Ontology annotation, molecular function: histone binding; cyclin-dependent protein serine/threonine kinase activator activity; protein kinase binding. The transcript is spliced from 3 exons.
AAGAGGGUGGGAGCGCGUGCUGCUGGGAGUUGUCUGCAGGCCAGCAGCGCGGGGCUGGGCGCCCUCGGGCAGAACAGUCAUGUCGCACAAACAGAUUUACUAUUCGGACAAAUACGACGACGAGGAGUUCGAGUACCGACAUGUCAUGUUGCCCAAGGACAUAGCCAAGCUGGUCCCUAAAACCCAUUUGAUGUCUGAAUCUGAAUGGAGAAAUCUUGGUGUUCAGCAGAGUCAGGGAUGGGUCCAUUAUAUGAUCCAUGAACCAGAACCUCACAUCUUACUGUUCCGGCGACCACUACCCAAGAAGCCAAAGAAAUGAAGCUGGCGAGCCACCUUUCAGCCGCAAGCUUUACACAGCUGUCCUUGCUUCCUACCGUCUCUCUGAUGGCGUGAUUAUCUCGUUUUCUUAUUUCUCACUUUGAUAUUUAAAGGAUGUUCAAUACACUGAAGUGCUGGAACCUGCUCUACUUCUUGAGUUGAGCCACCAAUGCCACAACCCUGUCAGAUGAGUGACUUCAAAGCCCUAGAGUGCUCUAUCCAGCGGGCCAUAUUUGCCAUCUCUUGAAAGCGCGUGAAAUCAGAUCAUGGCUGUUACAGGGACCGUGUGAAUUUGCUGUUGUGGUUUUUAUUAUUGGGUGCUGUAUUUAUGGUGACUUAUCAGCUUAUAUUUCAGUGUGUUGGAAACUCUACAUUUUAUCUGACAAAUCUCUUCCAUGUUACAAGCCUCUAUUAAAGGAAGUUUUUAUAAUUUA